AUGAACGGAAUCUUGGCCAUGAAAGAUGUACAGACCCAUCAAUACGAUCAUGAGAAAAAUAACGAGAAUCCGACACACCUAGUGAACAGAGGGAUAAAACUCCGACAAGAACCCCAGAAUGGAUCUUCAGGAUCAUUAUCAGACUUACAACAAACAACAUUCCAAUUUCAAUAUUCCAAAAAUUUACAAUCUUUACAAAAUAUGAUGAGCUCUAUCGACGAUGCUACGCAUGAUGAAGAACACACAUUUCGAAUAUCAAACACAAUGGAAUCAUUGUCGGAGGAUGUAUCCCAAAUCCUCAUGGAACCACUUCCGAUGAGGUCGAAUGUGAUGUCCUUUCUUGUUGGUGCAUUCGUUGCUGUUGGUGGCUUUUUGUUUGGCUACGACACUGGGUUAAUUAAUAGUUUAACUGAUAUGGCAUAUGUUAAGUCGCAUCUGGCACCGAACCAUCAUUUCUUUACAAAUGAACAGAUGUCCAUUGUAGUUUCCUUCCUAUCUUUAGGUACGUUUUUCGGUGCGUUGACGGCACCAGUUAUUGCUGAUUCAUAUGGGAGAAAGGCGACUAUAAUGUUUAGUACUGCAGUUAUUUUCUCCAUUGGUAAUUCAUUACAAGUUGCAUCCUCAGGUUGGAAACUAUUAAUCAUAGGUAGAGUCGUUUCAGGGCUAGGUAUAGGAUUAAUAUCGGCAGUGGUCCCAUUAUACCAGGCAGAAGCCGCCAAGAAAAACCUUAGAGGUGCAAUUAUUUCUACAUAUCAAUGUGCCAUUACGUUGGGGCUGCUAGUUUCGAGUGCUGUCUCUCAGGGUACACAACAUAUAAAUAAUCCUGCAUCCUAUCGAAUACCUAUUGGGCUACAAUAUGUCUGGUCAAGUUUCUUGGCUAUAGGGAUGAUAUUUUUACCAGAAAGCCCAAGAUAUUACGUUAUGAAGGAUGAUAUAGAUAGGGCUGCUAAAUCCUUAUCAUUCUUAAGAGGUGUUCCUAUUCAAGAUCCAAGAUUACUCGAAGAACUUGUGGAAAUAAAAGCAACUUAUGACUACGAGGCAUCAUUCGGACCAUCAUCUAUAUGGGACUGUUUUAAAUCAAGUGAAAAUAGACCAAAGCAGGUGUUAAGAAUGUUUACUGGUAUUGCUAUCCAAACCUUUCAACAAUUUUCAGGCAUUAACUUUAUAUUUUACUACGGAGUUACGUUUUUUAGUAAGACAGGUGUCAAUAAAAGCUAUAUGGUGUCACUCAUAACCUAUGCGGUAAACGUUGCAUUUAAUAUUCCAGGGAUGUUUUUAGUGGAAUAUCUUGGUAGAAGGAAGAUUCUAUUAUUUGGUGGUAUAGUUGUGACUGCCUCGAAUUUCGUAAUCGCAGGUGUUGGUUGUCGAAUGGAUUCUGUCGUAGCUAAUAAAGUUAUGAUUGCAUUUAUUUGCUUAUUUAUUGCGUCUUUUUCAGCUACAUGGAGUGGAGCCGUUUGGGUUAUAUCUGCCGAACUCUACCCUUUAGGCGUUCGCUCAAAAUGUACUGCUAUAUGUGCUGCUGCAAAUUGGCUAGUAAAUUUUAUUUGUGCAUUAAUAACACCGUAUAUUGUUAAUUCCGGUUCUGAAUCGACUAUGGGUGCCAACAUAUUUUUUAUCUGGGGUUCUCUAAAUGCUCUCGGUGUCGUUUGUGUUUUCUUUACUGUGUAUGAGACAAGCGGAUUGACCUUGGAGGAAAUUGAUGAACUUUAUAGGGAAUCAGCUAAUUGUUUUGGAUCAAUCGCUUGGAACAAAAAGAUCAGAGAAAGACCAGUAAAUAGGCCACUUUUCAAAUUUCCAAGUAGGACACCCUCACUGACACCAUCUGUAACUUCUAACGUGAACUAUGCUGCUAAAAAUGAAGGUAUUUCUAAAACCAGUUCAAUUGAAAAUGCAAAUAAUGUUGAAACCAGUUGUUCUACCUCAAGUCUCGAUAUGCUUACCCCAAUUGAUCCUACCGAGGUUCAGAAUAAUUAUGUCGACCUUGGCAAUGGUUUGGAGCUAAAUGCAUAUAACAGAGGGCCACCAUCUUUUCUUACAGCUUCAAGUGAUGAUGAAGAAGAAGAUAAUAAUGACGAACCAUACAGUGGAGGACGAGGGUCUUUUUCAACGAAGAGUAAAGAAAAUAAAUACAUGGAUAACGUCAAUAUAUAUAUGGCGCAACUAAUUGACAGCGCAUCCAAUACCAGUGCCAGCAAUACCACUGACACGAGUUUACAUUUACGACACUUGUCUUCCAACGUCAGUACAACCUCUAGAUUUGCAGAUGUUAACGAAGAUUUAGAGUCUCACACAGAUCAACACUCAACAACAUUACCUAUACACUUGUCCACCUUAUCUCCUGAUGAAGGACACACUUCAGAAACAUCAAGCAUCGAUGCGUCAUCUCUAAAUAUAUAA
Naumovozyma castellii is the source of this 2397-nucleotide messenger RNA. It is a transcript of the gene RGT2, whose product is annotated as glucose sensor. Bases 1 to 2397 code for a protein of 798 amino acids. The record is from RefSeq and is a predicted model, not a curated record. The transcript has a single exon. NCBI's taxonomy places the organism in Eukaryota, Fungi, Ascomycota, Saccharomycetes, Saccharomycetales, Saccharomycetaceae.